Kazachstania africana CBS 2517 is the source of this 5043-nucleotide messenger RNA. It is a transcript of the gene NUP192, whose product is annotated as Nup192p. Bases 1 to 5043 code for a protein of 1680 amino acids. Gene Ontology annotation, biological process: nuclear pore organization. Gene Ontology annotation, cellular component: nuclear pore inner ring; nuclear pore. The record is from RefSeq and is a predicted model, not a curated record. Gene Ontology annotation, molecular function: structural constituent of nuclear pore. Lineage: Eukaryota; Fungi; Ascomycota; Saccharomycetes; Saccharomycetales; Saccharomycetaceae. The transcript has a single exon.
AUGGCAUUAAAUUGGAGUACUAUCCCAUUUGAAGCUCUAUAUAAAUCCAUUGAAGAAGGCAAAUUAGAUGAAACUUUGUUUCAGGAUUUAAUCUCAGAUCUACAAAAUUUGAAUCUCAAUAGUGGUAAAUUGAAAAAUCCAUCAAGUCGAAGUGAAUUAGAGAAAGGUGAAAUAAAAUUAGAUGAUGGUACAACCUACAAGUUUAAUCAAGAAUUUAUCAUAACGGCCAUUAAAUUAUCCGAUGAACUUAAUUUAGACGAAUUAGUGGUGGCGCAAUUGAUACUCUCUGAUCCUUCUGAUACUGAAUCUUCAAAUAUACAACAUAAAGAUGGCAUUUCUUUAAUCAAUCAUGGUAAAGUUCAGUACUAUCUAAGAAGACAAUACAUUUUACAAAUAGUAGCCUACAUUGUAAAUUGUUCCAGUAACGAUGGCGAAAUUUACACUAAGCUAACUGAUAAAAGUAUUUUAGUAUCCAAUGUUCUACCGGCUUUUAAAUCGAUCCACAUACAAUUAGAUGAGCUCAAACAGCUUGUAAACAAAGCUCAGAUUUUGGAUAACUAUGAUAUCCUAUUCCAACAAAAUAUCAAAUUUAAACGUGAUUUUCUCUUACGAGAGUACGAUAUUUUAAGUCAAAUAUUGUAUGGUUUGGUUGCCAAACAGAGUUUAACGAAGACGGAUGAAAUCCUAAAAGUCUUCGAUCAUGUCUCAGAGAUGGAUUCAAAUGAUUUCUUCAUAGUUUACUAUCUUCCGGCCAUUUUUCAUGCUUUCGCUAAUUUGGAAAUGUUCUCAAUUGUUGAUGUGAGGUCCUUACAUUCACAUUUUUUGAAAGAAUUAGAUAAUGAAUCUCUAUAUUCAAAACCAGUAAAAGUAGCAAUUAUAUUUGUCUUUUUAACAUUUUUCAUUUCAUGGUGUAAAGCUGAACCUUCUACUAGAGCCAAAUCGUUAGACUUCAAGACCACGGUGGACAUUCCAAUGACUACUGCCGUUGAACAGGGUGCUAUCGAGCAACUAUUGGUUUUCGCUGCAGAUACGUCAUUAGUUGAAAAAGAUAAAAGUAUGCAACUAUUCUAUGAUAUAAGAUCUUUAUUGGAGAGGCAUAUUCCUAGAUUGAUUCCAAAGCAAUUACUCGAUAAUGAAAUAGAUUACACAAAUUCUGCUAUCAAUAAUUCUAGUACCAAUAGAAAUAUGAUGAUCAAUACCAGGAUUGGAGGAGCUGCAGUUACGCCCAAUGCUUCUAUGGGAAUUGAAUCGCAAAGCCAAUAUCAAUAUCAUUCAAUUUCUCUGUCGGAGCAAUCUAUGGAUUUUUUCCUAUCAACUUUUCACUUUGUUUUACAAACUAUAAUCGCCGAUUGUGCCUUCUUAUUGACAAAGAUAAAAGAUGCAGAAGAGGAUUCUUUACUUUCUGGUGAGGAUUUUGAUUUAGACGAUAUUUCAGUCAGAGCAGAUUUAGAAAGAUUCUUUUUAACGAUUUAUUUUUUCUAUGCUUCAAGACCUAAUUAUUCUAGCGAAUUUUGGCAAGAUAAAGAAUCGAAUGCAUACGGUUUUAUUGAAUGGUCGGCUAAAUGUAACGAUAGCCUCAUGAGAUCUUGUUUCUAUCUGAUGAUUUCAAGUUUGUCCUUUGGAAGUUCCAAUUCCUUGAAUGUUUUUCAUUAUUUCGGUGACAACAGUACAGUUUCUUGGAAUAUCAUCUCGCAAUGCAUAAGUGAUUAUGCUGUAAAAAUUAAUAACUUAGGAGUAGCUAUAUUACAAAAACAGCAAAUCCAAGAAAGUGAGGUAGAUGCAAUUACGGUGGCUUUAGAAGAAGGAUUGAACGAAGAAACUAUCAUCUUUCUAUCUUCUUUGUUAACUUUAGUUGGAUCUGUGGCAUAUGAUGUUGAACAAGAAAUCAAGGUUUCACUAUGUAACACAUUCUCUGGUAUUUUAUUCGAAUUUGCAAAACUAGACACGCCUUUAAUUGGUGCUGUAUUCAAGACAUUAAGCAAUCUGGUUCCUACUUCUACACAAUUGAAAAACAAGUUUUGGAACUCUUUGGAUUGUCUCAUUUUCAAAAGUUUCACCCUUACGAAUUCUAAUGACUCGUAUAGAGCUGCAUUUAGUUCUAUCUUAGUUAAUUUCCCUGAAGUUCUCGGAUUUUUACAACUCUUCAACAACCUUAUCAAAAGUGAGAAUCGUGAUUUUGGGACUCUAUCUUUCCCCACAAGUCUUGGCCAAGGUUAUAGAAAGGUUGGGAUCUGGCCUUAUUUCGAUUACAUAUUGAACGAGAUUUUUGUCCAAUCUUUUAAAUUGGAAAAUCGCUCAAAUAAAACAGCAGUUUUAUCAUCUGUUCUGCAAAGUAUUGAAAUGGCUAUUACAUCAUUCGACUAUAGUGUUAUUUUGAACUCAAUCCCAGCUGGAGCAGAUCUUGAUGCAUUGGUGGUAACGGAGAACUUCUUUACAUACGUCCAGGAGUCGCCUGCAGUGGCCGUUUUCAAUUAUCUUUUCCAAGAAGAGAUAUAUCAAGGUAUUUUCAGUAUCGUAGCAAUUGGAAUUGAUCACUUGGCUACCGAAUUAGAAAACGGUAAUCAACAAAUGGAACUUAUUCAAUCAUCUGUCAAUAUUAUAAACAGAAUUCUUCAAUGUCAGGAGACCUAUAUAGAAGAACUAGUUCCAAUUGUAAGAAAUCAUAGAAAUCAUUCUUCCUUCAUUCCAAAAAAUUUUGGAUUGCACGGCUUACGUUCUUUCCAUGAUGCUAUCCUGUUUAAUGUAUCAGUUGUCGCUCAUUUGGCUCUUUACGUUGGCGUAUCCGAUUACACUUUGGCGACAGAGUCACUUAAUAUUUUGAAAAGGCUCUCCCUCAAGUAUGACGGCGGCUCUUCUCAGUAUUCUAUAGAUAAUAAGCUGCUGACCAUAUUUGACUCGGUUGAUGAGUCUGCUAGGAUCAAAGAUUCUUUUAUCUCUCAAAUUGAGUCAUUCAUUGACUCAAAUGAAAACUUGACGUUGAAAAUCGAGAUUCUGGAUUUCAUUAAUAGAAAUAUUACAUAUGCAGACAAAAAUAUAAAUGUUGCUCACUUACUAUUAGGUUUCCAUGUUUCAAACGUUAUUUCAAUUGGCCCAAGGUUAUCAACAUUUAUAAACUCCGACAAAUCUCUCCUCAGCUCCAUAAUAUCAAUUUUAGAAGGAUCACUUGAAACUUUAGACAACAAUAAUAUUGAUUACGCUCCAAUGAGAUUGGCUUCCAUUGCAAUUGAGAUAAUACUAAAACUCUCUCACAAUCAAUUAACAUCAUCAAUACUAUUUGAAUAUCUAUCAUCAAAAGGUCUAUUUGAAAGAAUAAUGAACUUGGAUCCUCAGAUUAAUAAGUUCACCCUUUGGAAUGGUGUUGCAUUCAAUCCUGAUGAUGAAAGCUUUAUCAUGAGUGAACCUAUAGGUGCCUUGCUGUCAUUUUUCAGUUAUAGAAAUUACUUAAUUCAAUAUUUAAGUCUAUCAAUCCACAAGCUCUCAUUUUCUGGUACUGAAGCAGAAGUUUUAUCCUAUGUGCGCUAUUUGAUUUCUAAUACAAUGUACUCUGCCAGGAUUUUUUCAUUUUUGGAUACAUUAAACUUUGAAAACAUUGUGGUGGAUAAUACCCUUUUGGAUGGACUAUCUAUCUUCAGCAAUCUUCAAAUGAACUUGGAUAAUGUGACUCUGAGUAGCAAUUGCUCAGGAAUUAUAUUUGAACUGGAGGAGAUCAAAUCCUUAAUGGAUUUAUUUGGAAAAGCCCAGAAGCAUACUUCAGCUAACACAACAUCUCUCCAAAUGGUAACUAAUGACAAGAUCAAGAGAUUAAAGGAUGAAUCGGCUGUUGUUAUCUACUGCAUCACAGGUCAUCUGAGUAGCAAGAAGCUAGCCGAACUUCAAUUGGCGAUUUUGCAUUCAUGGGUUCAAUUAAUACAGAUAAUUGUAUCAGAUGGUAAAUUGUCACCACUUGAGCGCUCAGCUUUUAUCCUUGAAGUUUUCAGUACAAUCACGCCAAAAAUGAAUGAUUACGUCGAGUGUAAUCUCAACUUUUCAGAGGAACUAGUGUCAUUAUCAGUAUUUUUAUAUGAAAUCUACCAAAAAGAUCGCUUAAAUAUAGAUGAUCGCAACGGAAUAGACUCGAGAUUGUACAAUCUUUUCAAAGUUUGCAUUCAUGGUAUAAGUUCUCCACUUUCAUCCAUUUCCCUGCGAGCAGAUUUCUAUGUUCUCGCUAAUCAAUAUUUGGUUCGAAUUCUGAAAGAUGAGGCACUUUCAAAAGAGAUUCUACAGAAUCUACGUAUAAAUAAUGAGAAGGUUAUUGAAAUUAUAUCCAAUGAUGCUAUUUUUGGUCAAGGAACCAGUAGAAUCACUGCAAUCUUAUUAAUGGAUACAUUGAUUCAGAUUGCAAAUUUGAAUAAUCAUAAUUUCAUAUUAGAAUUGCUAAUGAAAAGUGGCCAGUUAUCAUUAUUUAUUCGUUCUUUAAAGAAUACUGAUAUUUUGCUAGAUUCUGCUAAUGAAUGUAUCAGCAUUGAUGAUUUAAUGUUUGAAUUAACUGCAUUCAAGGCAACAAUAUUCCUUUUAUUCAGAAUUUCGGAAACUACAGCAGGUGCACAGGCUCUCGUUCAAAAUAGGUUGCUAGAGAUAAUUGGAGAAUGCUCCUUUUUGAAGGUGGAUCCUGAUCUAGGUUUAAAUAUUACGUUCAAGCCUUCUACCUUUGAUACAUCAGGUCCAAUGAAAGCAAAUAUAAGUUUGGAUUCACCAUUAUUCUUAGAUAAUGGGGCUAGAACUAUUUCAUUGAUAGAUUUAAUGGUUCCAAUUUUUCAAUUGGUUUGUGCAGUAUUGGUUAGUGUAGGAAGUAAAAAUAGCAACGUUAUUAAUAAAGUUAAGAAACUACUCCAGACGUUUAGGAAAUUGAUAAUUGGGAUUUUCAAAAGAGAUGAGUUAAUAUCUGCGGAGAUGGAUGCUACCAAAACUAUUAAUAAAGAGAAUAUUCAAGAUAUGGUCAAGGUUGUCGUCAUUCUGUGUUCUUUAACUGGUUAUCAAGGUGAAGAAGGUUUUCCAGUAUUUUGA